CUUCGUUCGGCUCGUUGCUGCGGUGUGUGAUGUCACCGUCUCACGCAGCGCAAUAUAUCUGAUCACAACCGAGCAGAGGACUGCAUUUGGGGCUGCUCCUUUUUGUGUCGUUUACAGCGCGAAAGCUUUCCAGAGCAGAAAAUGGAGGCCAGUGGGGUGAAAGUGUUGGAGACUGCCGAUGACAUCCAAGAGCGCAGGCAGCAGGUGCUGGACCGCUACCGGCGGUUCAAAGACCUCUCCACGCUGCGCCGGCAGAAGCUGGAGGACUCGUACCGCUUCCAGUUCUUCCGCCGAGACGCCGACGAGCUGGAGAAAUGGAUCAUGGAGAAGCUGCAGAUCGCUUCCGACGAGAACUACAAGGACCCCACCAACCUGCAGGGAAAGCUGCAGAAGCACCAGGCCUUCGAGGCAGAAGUGCAGGCCAACGCUGGUGCCAUCAUCAAGCUGGACGAGACCGGCAACCUGAUGAUCACUGAGGGCCACUUUGCCUCCGAGAUCAUCAGAAUGCGUCUGGAGGAGCUGCACAGACUGUGGGACCUGCUGCUGCAGAAGACCAGGGAGAAGGGAGACCGGCUCCUGCAGGCCCAGAAGCUGGUGCAGUACCUGAGGGAGUGCGAGGAUGCCCUGGAGUGGAUCAGUGACAAGGAAGCCAUCGUCACCUCAGAGGAGCUGGGUCAGGACCUGGAGCACGUGGAGGUCCUGCAGAAGAAGUUUGAGGAGUUCCAGACGGACCUGGCGGCUCACGAGGAACGUGUCAACGAUGUCAACCAGCUGGCCGGCAAGCUGGUCCAGGAGUCCCACCCGGAGGUGGAGCUGAUCGUGAGGAAGCAGGAUGAGGUCAAUGCUGCCUGGAAGAGGCUGAAGGGCCUGUCCCAGCAGAGACAGGGGAAGCUGUUUGGGGCUGCCGAGGUCCAGCGCUUCAACAGGGAUGUGGACGAGACGAUCAGCUGGAUCAAGGAGAAGGAGCAGCUGAUGGCAUCGGAUGACUUUGGGCGUGACCUGGCGAGUGUGCAAGCGCUCCUUCGCAAGCACGAGGGCCUGGAGAGAGAUCUGGCUGCCCUAGAGGACAAGGUGAACACCCUGGGCUCCGAGGCCGAGCGGCUGCAGCAGACCCACCCCCAGAACGCCUCUCAGAUUCACCUGAAGAGGGACGAGCUCAUCACCAACUGGGAGCAGAUCCGCACGCUGGCCGCCGAACGCCACGCCCGCCUCAACGACUCGUACAAUCUGCAGCGCUUCACUGCGGAUUUCCGUGACCUGACCAGCUGGGUGACUGAGAUGAAGGCCCUGAUCAAUGCAGAUGAACUGGCCAAUGAUGUUGCUGGGGCAGAGGCCCUGCUGGACCGUCACCAGGAGCACAAGGGAGAGAUCGAUGCCCAUGAGGACAGCUUCAAAGCCACCGAUGAAGCUGGUCAGGCCCUCCUGAACACCGGACACUAUGCCUCUGAUGACGUGAAGGAGAAGCUGGGUGUGCUGACUGAGGAGAGGGAGUCUCUGCUGGAGCUGUGGGAACUACGCAGGCAGCAGUAUGAGCAGUGCAUGGACCUGCAGCUCUUCUACAGGGACACCGAGCAGGUGGACAACUGGAUGAGCAAGCAGGAGGCUUUCCUUCUGAACGAAGACCUGGGCGACUCCCUGGACAGCGUGGAGGCCCUUCUGAAGAAGCACGAGGACUUUGAGAAAUCUCUCAGCGCACAGGAGGAGAAGAUAACUGCCCUGGAUGAAUUUGCCACCAAACUCAUUCAGAACGACCACUACGCCAAGGAGGAUGUGGCCACUCGCAGAGAUGCGCUGCUGAGCCGACGCAAUGCCCUCCACGAGCGCGCUCAGUCCCGCCGCGCCGCCCUGGAGGACUCCUUCCACCUGCAGCAGUUCUUCCGCGACUCGGACGAGCUCAAGAGCUGGAUCAACGAGAAGAUGAAGACCGCCACUGACGAGGCCUACAAGGAUCCAUCCAACCUGCAGGGAAAAGUGCAGAAGCACCAGGCCUUUGAGGCCGAGCUCUCGGCCAAUCAGAGCCGCAUCGACGCCCUGCAGAAGUCUGGGCAGGAGCUGAUCGAUGCCAAUCACUACGCCUCUGACGAGGUGUCUGAUCGCAUGGACGAGGUCAGCACCAUGUGGAAGAAACUGCUGGAGGCCACUGAGCUCAAAGGCAUCAAGCUUCGCGAGGCCAACCAGCAGCAGCAGUUCAACCGCAACGUGGAGGACAUCGAGCUGUGGCUGUACGAAGUGGAGGGUCACCUGGCCUCAGACGACUACGGCAAGGACCUGACCAGCGUGCAGAACCUGCAGAAGAAGCACGCCCUGUUGGAGGCUGAUGUGGCAGCACACCAGGACCGCAUCGAUGGCAUCACCAUCCAAGCGCGGCAGUUCCAGGAGGCGGGCCACUUCGACGCCGACAACAUCAGCAAGAAGCAGGAGGCGCUGGUGGCCCGCUACGAGGCGCUGAAGGACCCCAUGGCCGCCCGCAAACAGAAGCUGUCCGACUCCCUGCGUCUGCAGCAGCUGUUCCGCGACGUGGAGGAUGAGGAGACCUGGAUCCGUGAGAAGGAGCCCAUUGCGGCGUCCACCAACAGGGGGAAAGACCUGAUCGGUGUCCAGAACCUUCUGAAGAAGCACCAGGCGCUGCAGGCUGAGAUCGGAGGACACGAGCCCCGCAUCAAGGCUGUCACUCAGAAGGCCGAGGCCAUGGUGGAGGAGGGCCACUUUGCCGGGGAGGACGUGAAGGCCAAGCUGGGCGAGCUGAACGGCCGCUGGGACUCUCUGAAGGGGAAGGCGUCGCAGCGGCGGCAGGACCUGGAGGACUCCCUGCAGGCUCAGCAGUACUUCGCCGACGCCAACGAGGCCGAGUCCUGGAUGAGGGAGAAGGAGCCCAUCGUGGGGAGCACCGACUACGGCAAGGACGAGGACUCUGCCGAGGCCCUGCUGAAGAAGCAUGAAGCCCUGAUGUCUGAUCUUAGUGCUUAUGGGAGCAGCAUCCAGGCCCUGAAGGAACAGGCCCAGUCCUGCAGGCAACAAGUGGCACCCACAGAUGAUGAGACGGGCAAGGAGCUGGUGCUGGCUCUGUACGACUAUCAGGAGAAGAGUCCCCGCGAGGUCACCAUGAAGAAGGGGGACAUCCUCACCCUGCUCAACAGCACCAACAAGGACUGGUGGAAGGUGGAGGUGAACGACAGGCAGGGCUUUGUGCCAGCCGCCUAUGUGAAGAAGCUGGACCCCACCCAGUCCGCAUCCCGCGAGAACCUUCUGGAUGAGCAGGGCAGCAUCGCCCUGCGGCAGGAGCAGAUUGACAAUCAGCCUCUGGUCACCAAGGAGGCCUGCAGCGUGUCUGUGCGCAUGACGCAGGUGGUGGAACUGUACGGCGCUCUGGAGGAGCUGGGCAGUAAGCGUAAGGACAUGCUGGAGAAGAGCUGUAAGAAGUUCAUGCUGUUCCGCGAGGCCAACGAGCUGCAGCAGUGGAUCAACGAGAAGGAGAGCGCGCUCACCAACGAGGAGGUGGGCUCCGACCUGGAGCAGGUGGAGGUGCUGCAGAAGAAGUUUGACGACUUCCAGAAGGAUCUGAAGGCCAACGAGUCUCGGCUCAGGGACAUCAACAGCGUGGCGUCGGAGCUGGAGUCAGAGGGCCUGAUGGCUGAGGACGCCCCCGUCAUGCAGGCCCAGCAACAAGAAUUGUUGGGAGCUGCACCAGGAAAGGAUGAAGCUGAUUCAAAAAAUGUUUCACCGUGGAAGUCUGUACGCUUGACUGUACAAACGGUGGCUAACUUUAAUACCAUCAAGGAGCUGAAUCAGCACUGGAGGUCCCUGCAGCAGCUGGCCGAGGAGAGGAGCAACCUGCUGGGCAGCGCCCACGAAGUGCAGAGAUUCCACAGAGAUGCUGAUGAGACCAAAGAGUGGGUGGAGGAGAAGAACCAGGCCCUGAACACCGAUAACUACGGCCACGACCUGGCCAGCGUCCAGGCCCUGCAGCGCAAGCACGAGGGCUUCGAGAGAGACCUGGCUGCCCUGGGAGACAAGGUGAACUCCCUGGGGGAGACGGCGGACCGGCUGAUCCAGUCUCACCCCGAGGCGGCGGACGACAUCAAGGACAAGUGCAGCGAGCUGAACACGGCCUGGAGCAGCCUGGUGGGCCGGGCCGACCAGCGCAAGGACAAGCUGGGCAACUCCCACGACCUGCAGCGCUUCCUCAGCGACUUCAGAGAUCUGAUGUCCUGGAUCAAUGGCAUCCGGGGGCUGGUGUCGUCCGAUGAGCUGGCCAAGGAUGUGACUGGAGCUGAAGCUCUGCUGGAGAGACACCAGGAGCACCGCACCGAGAUCGACGCCCGCGCUGGAACCUUCCAGGCCUUCGAGCAGUUUGGCCAGCAGCUGCUGGCGCGGGGCCACUACGCCAGCCCUGAGAUCCAGGACAAGCUGGAGACCCUGGACCACGAGCGGGCUGACCUGGAGAAGGCCUGGGUGCAGCGCAGGAUGAUGCUGGACCAGUGCCUGGAGCUUCAGCUGUUCAACCGCGACUGCGAGCAGGCAGAGAACUGGAUGGCAGCCCGCGAGGCCUUCCUGGCCAGCGACGACAAGGGCGACUCUCUGGACAGCGUGGAGGCACUCAUCAAGAAGCACGAGGACUUUGACAAGGCCAUCAACGUGCAGGAGGACAAGAUCGCCGCCCUGCAGUCCUUCGCCGAGCAGCUGGUUGGAGCAGACCACUACGCCAAGCCGGAGAUCUCCGCCCGCUGCAAUGAAGUCCUGGACAGGUGGAAGCGGCUGAAGGCCCAGAUGAUUGAGAAGCGCUCUAAGCUGGGCGAGUCGCAGACGCUGCAGCAGUUCAGCCGUGACGUAGACGAGAUCGAGGCCUGGAUCAGCGAGAAGCUGCAGACCGCCAGCGACGAGUCCUACAAGGACCCCACCAACAUCCAGCUGUCCAAACUACUGAGUAAGCACCAGAAGCACCAGGCCUUUGAGGCUGAGCUGCACGCCAACGCCGACCGCAUCCGGGGCGUCAUCGACACGGGGAACUCGCUCAUCCAGAGGGGUGCCUGUGCUGGGAGUGAGGACGCGGUCAAGACACGCCUGAAUGCCCUGGAUGACCAGUGGCAGUUCCUGGUGAACAAGUCUGCAGAGAAGAGCCAGAAGCUGAAGGAGGCCAACAAGCAGCAGAAUUUCAACACCGGCAUUAAGGACUUCGACUUCUGGCUUUCAGAGGUUGAGGCUUUGCUUGCUUCUGAGGAUUAUGGGAAGGAUUUGGCCUCUGUAAACAAUCUGCUAAAGAAGCAUCAGCUUCUGGAAGCUGACAUCUCUGCUCAUGAGGACCGUCUGAAGGACCUGAAUGGCCAGGCCGACAGCCUGAUGGCCAGCAACGCCUUCGACACCUCACAGGUGAAGGACAAGCGCGACGCCGUCAACGGCCGCUUCACCAAGAUCAAGAGCAUGGCCGCCGGCCGCCGCGCCAAACUUAACGAGUCGCACCGCCUGCACCAGUUCUUCAGGGACCUGGAUGACGAGGAGUCGUGGAUCAAAGAGAAGAAGUUACUCGUGAGCUCGGAGGAUUAUGGACGUGACUUGACAGGAGUACAGAAUCUGAGGAAGAAGCACAAGAGGCUGGAGGCUGAGCUGGCUGCCCAUGAGCCAGCCAUACAGUCUGUUCUGGACACUGGGAAGAAGCUGUCCGAUGACAACACCAUCGGACAGGAGGAGAUCCAGCAGAGACUGGCCCAGUUUGUGGAUCAUUGGAAGGAGCUGAAGGAUCUUGCUGCCGCACGAGGGCAGAGGCUGGAGGAGUCUUUGGAGUACCAGCAGUUUGUGGCGAAUGUGGAAGAGGAAGAGGCGUGGAUCAACGAGAAGCUGAACCUGGUUGGAAGCGAGGACUAUGGGGACACCCUGGCAGCGGUGCAGGGCUUGCUGAAGAAGCACGAAGCAUUUGAGACCGACUUCACGGUACAUCGGGACAGAGUGAACGAUGUGUGCGCAAACGGAGACGAGCUCGUCAACAAGAAUAACCACCACGUGGACAACAUCAGUGCCAAAAUGAAGGCCCUGAAGGGGAAGGUGUUGGAGCUGGAGAGGGCGGCCGAGCAGAGGAAGGCCAAGCUGGACGAGAACUCCGCCUUCCUGCAGUUCAACUGGAAGGCCGAUGUGGUGGAGUCCUGGAUCGGUGAGAAAGAGAACAGUCUGAAGACAGAUGACUAUGGACGGGACCUGUCCUCAGUGCAGACUCUCCUCACUAAACAGGAGACAUUUGACGCUGGGCUCCAGGCAUUCCAGCAGGAGGGCAUCACCAACAUCACUGCCCUGAAGGACCAGCUGCUGGCGGCAAAGCACGUGCAGUCCCGAGCCAUCGAGGCACGCCAUGCCGCCCUCAUUAAGCGCUGGAACCAGCUCCUGUCCAACUCCACUGCCCGCAAGAAGAAGCUUCUGGAAGCCCAGGAGCACUUCAGGAAGGUGGAGGACCUCUUCCUGACCUUUGCCAAGAAGGCGUCGGCCUUCAACAGCUGGUUUGAGAACGCGGAGGAGGACCUGACGGACCCGGUGCGCUGUAACUCUCUGGAGGAGAUCCGGGCGCUGCGGGACGCCCACGAGGCCUUCCGCUCCUCCCUCAGCUCCGCCGAGGCCGACUUCAGCCAGCUGGCCGAGCUGGACCGACAGAUCAAGAGCUACCACGUGGUGUCCAACCCCUACACCUGGUUCACCAUGGAGGCUCUGGAGGAGACCUGGAGGAACCUGCAAAAGAUUAUAAAGGAGCGAGAAUUGGAGCUUCAGAAGGAACAGAGGCGUCAGGAGGAGAACGACAAGCUGCGGCAGGAGUUUGCACAGCACGCCAACGCCUUCCACCAGUGGCUGCAGGAGACCAGGACAUAUCUUCUGGAUGGCAUAGCCUAUCGCCGGGUAAUCCGUGUCUAUCAGUAUGAAGUCGGUGAUGAUCUUUCUGGAAGGUCUUGUAUGGUGGAAGAAUCCGGAACACUGGAAUCCCAGCUUGAGGCAACUAAGCGCAAGCACCAGGAGAUCCGUGCCAUGCGCAGCCAGCUGAAGAAGAUUGAAGAUCUGGGAGCUGCCAUGGAAGAGGCCCUGAUCCUGGAUAAUAAGUACACAGAGCACAGCACAGUGGGGCUGGCACAGCAGUGGGACCAGCUGGACCAGCUGGGCAUGAGGAUGCAGCACAACCUGGAGCAGCAGAUCCAGGCCAGAAACACCACUGGUGUAACUGAAGAAGCCCUGAAGGAAUUCAGCAUGAUGUUCAAGCAUUUUGACAAGGACAAGUCUGGGCGGCUGAACCACCAGGAGUUCAAAUCCUGUCUGCGCUCUCUGGGUUACGACCUGCCCAUGGUUGAGGAAGGAGAGCCUGACCCGGAGUUUGAGUCCAUCCUGGACACCGUUGAUCCCAACAGGGACGGGCACGUAUCUCUGCAGGAGUACAUGGCCUUCAUGAUCAGCCGAGAGACGGAGAACGUCAAGUCGAGUGAGGAGAUUGAGAGCGCUUUCCGAGCCCUGAGUGCAGAGAACAAGCCAUACGUCACCAAGGAGGAGCUCUAUCAGAACCUGUCAAAGGAGCAGGCUGACUACUGCAUCUCGCACAUGAAGCCCUACAUGGACAGCAAGGGGCGGGAGCUGCCCUCAGCAUUCGAUUUUGUGGAGUUCACCCGCUCGCUCUUCGUCAACUAGCCUGCACCUCUGCCUGUCGGUGACAAAUCGGGAUGCGUUUUCCCACAGCAGAACUGCAUGAUUGAAAUGUAGACACUAAACUAUAUCUCUUCCAACUCUCAGUGGGUCCAUUAGAAAGGGGGGGUUCAUUCUGAAUUAAUUCUGUGCAGAAUCUGAUACACAAUCCCCAUUAAUGUAGGGACCUGCUAUCUCUGUGCUACUCUAUAAUAUCUUUGUGAAUGUCUCUGCAUUUUAUUGUGAUGUUUUGGCUAUUAAAAGUCUUUUGCUUGAUUUUAACCUCAUAGAAAUGACUAUGUAGCAACCCUCCUGUGACUGCAGUGUGCUUAAUUAAACGCUUCUGGUUCGAACUGA
Molecule: messenger RNA, 7998 nt
Organism: Conger conger (European conger)
Lineage: Eukaryota; Metazoa; Chordata; Actinopteri; Anguilliformes; Congridae
Product: spectrin alpha chain, non-erythrocytic 1-like
Exons: 57
Coding region: 142-7647 (2501 amino acids)
Biological process (GO): actin cytoskeleton organization
Cellular component (GO): plasma membrane; cell junction; cell projection
Molecular function (GO): actin filament binding; calcium ion binding
Source: RefSeq, a predicted model, not a curated record